AUGGAAAAUAGUCAGAAUGCCAAUAAAAUAUGCCAAUGGUAUUGUUGUUCGUGUGGUCAAAGUUAUGGUUCGAUAAUAUACAAGGAAAAUAUAGAAACGGAGAUUACUGAAGAAAAGGAGGAUGACAUCUUGAUCAAGAAGUUAAAAUACUACAGCCAAAUAUUGUACAGUGGUGGCAAUCCUUCAUAUUCCAAGUACGAGUAUUUGAAUGGUUCCAAAAACUUGAGGACUCCAGAAGAAAGAGCAAAUGUAAAUUAUUUUGAGCCAAUAAGGCGUCGCUCAAGUAGUAUGACUGAUAUUAGUGACUUCAAGGACCGUAUGGGUGAUUCAGAACCAGUGCACCACACGAUAUCUACCUUUGCAUCAUCUUGCACUUCACCAAGUGUUUCGCCCGUUCCUGGGUUGUUCGAAUAUAAUAAUAAGGUGGCUGUUUGCAUUCCAACAAGGUUUAAUUGCCAUCGAUGUAACCAUAUGAUGUGUCCGUAUUGUCUAAAGAUACGUUUAAAGGACCUAGACAACUAA
Debaryomyces fabryi is the source of this 522-nucleotide messenger RNA. RefSeq lists its product as uncharacterized. Bases 1 to 522 code for a protein of 173 amino acids. Lineage: Eukaryota; Fungi; Ascomycota; Pichiomycetes; Serinales; Debaryomycetaceae. The record is from RefSeq and is a predicted model, not a curated record. The transcript has a single exon.